Molecule: messenger RNA, 1330 nt
Organism: Thunnus maccoyii (southern bluefin tuna)
Lineage: Eukaryota; Metazoa; Chordata; Actinopteri; Scombriformes; Scombridae
Exons: 3
Coding region: 1-1140 (379 amino acids)
Source: RefSeq, a predicted model, not a curated record
AUGUUCCAUCAUCACAGGGUCAAAGGUCACCACAGAGUGCGAACUGUUGGUGUUUACGGUGGCGGUGAUCGGUCGGUCCCCAAGCAGAGUCCAGGUGAUCCUCGGUAUCGUGGAACAGUUGACAACGAGAACCCCCGCAAGGACAACGAGAACCCCAACCAGGACAGCGAGAACCCCAACCAGGACAACAAGAACCCCCGCCAGGACAACAAGAACCCCCGCCAGGACAACAAGAACCCCAACCAGGACAACGAGAACCCCUGCCAGGACAGCGAGAACCCCAACCAGGACAACGAGAACCCCUGCCAGGACAGCGAGAACCCCAACCAGGACAACGAGAACCCCAACCAGGACAACGAGAACCCCAACCAGGACAAUGAGAACCCCCGCCAGGACAGCGAGAACCCCAACCAGGAUAACGAGAACCCCUGCCAGGACAGCGAGAACCCCAACCAGGACAACAAGAACCCCCGCCAGGACAGCGAGAACCCCAACCAGGACAACGAGAACCCCUGCCAGGACAGCGAGAACCCCAACCAGGACAACAAGAACCCCUGCCAGGACAACGAGAACCCCCGCCAGGACAACAAGAACCCCAACCAGGACAACGAGAACCCCUGCCAGGACAGCGAGAACCCCAACCAGGACAACGAGAACCCCUGCCAGGACAGCGAGAACCCCAACCAGGACAACGAGAACCCCAACCAGGACAACGAGAACCCCAACCAGGACAAUGAGAACCCCCGCCAGGACAGCGAGAACCCCAACCAGGAUAACGAGAACCCCCGCCAGGACAGCGAGAACCCCAACCAGGACAACAAGAACCCCCGCCAGGACAACAAGAGCCCCAACCAGUACAACGAGAACCCCUGCCAGGACAGCGAGAACCCCAACCAGGACAACGAGAACCCCAACCAGGACAACGAGAACCCCUGCCAGGACAGCGAGAACCCCAACCAGGACAACAAGAACCCCCGCCAGGACAGCGAGAACCCCAACCAGGACAAUGAGAACCCCCGUCAGGACAACAAGAAUCCCCACCAGGACAGCGAGAACCCAAACCAGUUUAACUGUUUAAACGACCUUCAGCAAAGUUGCAUUACUGCUGAACUCUUUACUGCAGGUUGUGUUACUGCAUGAACAGCGAGCAGGUUUGAGGUUAACUGGGACUUCAGGGCGAAUUCUCUCUAAAGAAUCUAACAGAUCUGCAGCUCUUUCAAUCUGACAAAAGGUGAAAAACAAACAGUAAGAAAUAAAAUCCAGAGUUUCUCAGCCUGACAUAUUUAUAAUCAAUACAAACUAAAUGAGAAGGUUGUGAAAUACAGACUCU